This is a messenger RNA of Humulus lupulus (European hop), 1347 nucleotides long. Its product is annotated as polygalacturonase-like. The record is from RefSeq and is a predicted model, not a curated record. Gene Ontology annotation, biological process: carbohydrate metabolic process. Bases 7 to 1224 code for a protein of 405 amino acids. NCBI's taxonomy places the organism in Eukaryota, Viridiplantae, Streptophyta, Magnoliopsida, Rosales, Cannabaceae. Gene Ontology annotation, molecular function: polygalacturonase activity. The transcript has 2 exons.
AGAGAUAUGAUGAAGAAUUACUACUUCUCGUCGUGUUUGGUUACAAUACUCAUCAUCACAGCAACGGCAAGCUGCCUAAUGGAAUGGGCAGAUGCGGCGGCUUCAUACAACAUCAACGUGGUCAGCUUUGGUGCAAGAUCCGACGGCAAAACAGAUUCGAGUAAAGCAUUCACCAAGGCCUGGUCAUGGGCCUGCUCUGCAAGGGCGGCCACCGUUACACUCUAUGUUCCAAGGGGGACUUUCGUCCUUAAAAGCCUGGUGUUCAGUGGGCCAUGCAGGAGCAGAAUCGUGUUUCAGAUCGACGGGACUCUUGUGGCUCCUUCCAACUACUGGGACAUGGGUUCCUCCGGUCAUUGGAUCAUGUUCAGUAAGGUCAACAGGAUGUCCCUCCAUGGACCUGGCACUCUUGACGCCAGAGGCCAUGCUUUCUGGGCUUGCCGUAGAUCUUCAAAUGGAAAUUGUCCACCCGGGGCAAGGUCGAUAUCGCUGUCGUGGUGCAGUAACAUAGUGGUGAAUGGGCUAACAUCCAUCAACAGCCAGACAAUACACAUAGCCAUCGACCAUUGCAAGAACGUGGUGCUUCGAAAGGUGAAGAUAAGAGCCCCGAGCUCCAGCCCCAACACCGACGGCAUUCUACUCCAGUCAUCCUCCUCCGUCACCGUCACCCGCUCAACCAUCAUGACCGGAGACGACUGCAUUUCUAUAGGGUCCGGGUGCCGUGACGUGUGGAUAGAGAGAAGCAACUGUGGUCCAGGGCACGGCAUCAGCAUCGGCAGCUUGGGCGACUCAGCCAAGGAAGAAGGGGUCCAAAAUGUGACGGUCACCAGCUGCACCUUCACCAAGACUCAAAACGGCGUGCGCAUAAAAACAUGGGCCCGACCCAGCAACGGCUAUGCCACCAACAUCAACUUCCAAAACCUCAUAAUGAACAACGUCGACAACCCCAUCAUCAUCGACCAGAGUUACUGCCCUGGCGGAGGAGGGUGCCCUCGUCAGAACUCUGGUGUCAAGAUCAGCAAAGUGACGUACAGUAACAUAGUGGGAACGUCGGGAACCAAGGUUGCGGUCAAGUUGGAUUGCAGCCCAAGCAAUCCAUGCUGGGGAAUCAAACUACAGAAUAUUAAACUCAUUUAUCAAAGGAAAUCACCAGCUUCUCUUUGUGCCUAUGCUCGUGGCUCCUCUUCGGGAAUAGUCAUUCCAAGGAGUUGUCUCAAUUCAAAUUAAAAUAAUUAAGAACAUAUAUAUAUUUACAACUUUGUAAGUAAUUAUAAUUAUUAUUGUUUUUUUAAUGUCAACUAGACAUAUUCUAGCUAUAUAAUUAUAAUAAUAAUAAAUUAUGUAUAUGAA